Molecule: messenger RNA, 1241 nt
Organism: Ceraceosorus bombacis
Lineage: Eukaryota; Fungi; Basidiomycota; Exobasidiomycetes; Ceraceosorales; Ceraceosoraceae
Source: the annotation of a GenBank genome assembly
AUGGUCCUUCUCUUCACAUCCACAGGUGAGCUGCGAGACCGCGCCAAGGUCAGGGCUCCGUUUGCAAGCGGAGCGCCUUCCUCGCGGGCAUGCAGGACCGCCUCUUUCGCAUCUUAAGCCCACGCUCUCCAGCUAACCUCACUUCUCACGCCUAUUCCAGUCACUACCCCGCCGACAUUGCUGUAUAUGGGCAAAGACAAGUUUGAGAAUGAAGUGUUGUUAAAGUAUGGCGAUGAACUGGAUGUUUGGUUUCACGUGGACAAGUUGAGCUCGGCUCAUGUGUAUCUCAGGUUACAAGAGGAUAUGAAAUGGGAGGAAAUACCAAAGGCUUUACUCGAGGAUAUUGGACAGCUGACCAAGGCGAACAGUAUAGAAGGUGAGGGACGCGAACUGUAGGUGGCUUGCUCGCCCCGAUCUAAAUCAGCGUAUGACCUGCACUCGAAUAGGCAACAAGAAGCAGACGGUCACCAUCAUCUACACCCCUUGGUCCAACGUCAAGGUGCGUACACAAGGCUGUGCUGGCGGGCAGAAGCAGCCUCUCAGAGAAUCUUCUCGGGUCAUGUGCAACAACUUUUCGCUAAUCCUUUUCCCCGCGAAACGCGCCCGCCGCAUACACAUAGAAAACCGGAGACUUGGCAACGGGAGCCGUGCAAUUCCACAACGACCGGAUAGUGCGGCGUCACCACAUUGCAGCGAAGGACAAUGCGAUUCUGAACAGGCUCAACAAGACCAAGCGGGAAGAGACUGUGGACCACGAGGCUGUGAGGCAGGAAAGGGAAAGGGCAAAGGGAAGAGAGAGAAAAGAAGUGGCUGUGAAGGAGGUCAGUCAUUCGCGCAGGUUUCCAAUCACAGAUGAGCUUCGGUCUGCCAAUUGAUUCUGCUCUCUCUCUCUCUCUCCUCUUCGACGCGCCGGGACUUUUGGACGUGCAGCGAAAUGCGAAAUUGGCAGAACAGCGCGCACGACAAGAAGCCAAAGCCUCGCAAGAUUAUUCGAAUCGUGAGCUGGCUGGCACCUUCAUCUCGCAAGUAGUUUGAUCAGCAUCUGACGCAUCUCGCACUCGAAUGCAGUCUACUCUUCGGAAGCCAUUUCCGCAGCGCAGAGAGAAAAGGAACGCAAAGCUAGAGCAAAGGCGCAGGAGGAAAAGGAGAAAAUUACGGCAGGAGAUGAUGCUGAGCGAAUAGGAAUGCGAGAAGAGCAAAGCGAAGAGGAAGAUGCUGAAAGUGAGGGUUCAUUCAUGUGA